UCCUAGGAUUUCUCUGCUGUAGGAUUGGAUACAUGUGUCUGAGUGAGAGGAUGGAGUCUAGCAAUGAGAGCUUAUCAGUACCGACCUUAAAACCAUUUACACCUCAGGAAGCCAAAGACAUUAUUCAGAGUCUGAAUCAUCCAGCUGUGUUCAGCAAUAUGGUUUCUGACUGGCCAGCAUUACACUGGAAGACCAGCUUUCUGUCCUGUGUUCUAGAAGAGGUCCUCCUCCGGUUCAGAAUUGGGAGGAAGAAAACCAGUACAGAUCCUCAGUUUGAAACUCAGUGUGAAUACGUUCAUGGGACUUUAAAACAAUUUGAUGAUUGGGUCUGCGGAUUAUCUCCUGAUAUCACGAGUCCCUUCAGUCGUUAUGAUAUCUCUGAAUUCUGGGUCUAUGCAGAUUACAAAUACCUGGCUGAAGUCUUUAAAGACAAAAGUGAUUUGCUUCAGGAUAUAGUAUGGGCAGACUUUGGCUUUCCUGGGCGCGAUGGCCAAGAAAGCACCAUUUGGAUUGGCAGCACAGGUGCCAACACUCCUUGCCACCUAGACACGUAUGGCUGCAAUCUGGUACUGCAAGUGGAAGGGAGAAAAACUUGGUACCUCUUCCCACCAGAAAACACCGCUCAUCUCUACCCAACCAGGAUACCCUAUGAGGAAUCAAGUAUUUUCAGUAAAGUAAACAUAGUAAAUCCCGACAGCACUCGCUUCCCUUUGUUCUCUGGAGCUUGUCCUCAUGUGGUUACUUUGCAUCCCGGCCAGGUCCUCUUUGUACCACGUCACUGGUGGCAUUAUGUGGAGUGUGUUGAUGAAGCCACUGUUAGUGUUAACACCUGGAUUGAACUAGACGCGGAUCAUGAAGCGCGUGUGGAAGAAGCUAUUACCAGGAUGCUGGUAUUUACCUUCAAAUCUUCUGAGAGCUCUUCCCAGGAAUGGCUGAAUCCCACUGAGGAACAGCUUACAACGCAUCAUACAAAUCUGCAGUAUUUAAACAGUGCGGUUUCUGCCUACAUGGAAUGUCACAGUAGAACUUUAGACAAAGUUGAUGUCAGUAAGCAGGAUCGAGAGAUCAAGAAGAGGAGGACUCACAGUGAUAUAAUAUUGUCAUCUACAGCAGAUCCUCCAUUUGGAGAACAUCUGAUGCCUGUUUUAUCAAAACCUUCAGGAAAAGGUUUUGAAAGUACAGCACCAAGUAAUGCUGCAACAGAUUCUCAGCAGCAGAGUCACAGAUCAGAGGAAAGUCCUUGUUCACAGCAAACAUUGUGCAUCCCACAGAGAGAACCAUCUGCGCUAGGAGCAGAUUCAAAGCCUUCCAAGAGAACAAUAUCCAGUGAUGAAGUGUUGGAUUGUUUAGUAAAUCCACAAGUCAUGCACUUGGUUGCAGAGCUACUGCUGCAAAAACAGGCAACCAAAGCAUAGCGGUGAAGAAUUCAGUGCAGACAGUCUGCAGAGACCACAAAUGACUCUACUAAGACCUUUCGUAACCUAUCUUUUAUUAUUAUCGGUUAUUUGUAGAGCACCAACAGAUUCCACAGCGCUAAUCUUUUGUAAGUUAAAUGCACAGUCUCACCCAUAAAACAAAACAAGCUCUUUAUAGAGAACCUUAAAUCUGUUGAUGCAGUGUGGUGGCCAGUUUCCUAAAUUAAACUGUUCUUUAGAUGUAAACUCUACUUUUUAUGAUACUACUUGUUAGUUUAUUAAAGGUUGUCAUAUAAUUACAGGAUAACAGAUCGCAAAAUUGUUAAUAAGAGAAACGUCAUCUCAUCUACAAAAUAGAAUGUAGAACCACAUGUCACCUUAUCCAGGUACAUAUUAGAAUGUUAAAUACUUAUCGUAAAAACAAUGCCCAUAUGAUGUUUAAUUAUAUGAUUGGUAAGAUUUUAGCAGCCUUUUGUGUAGGCCUUCUUGUUUUUUGAAGCAAUGGACUUAAAUUGCAGAUAUUACAAUUUAAACUCGAGUUGUGCAAAAUAUUUAUAGAACAGGCAGCAUUGUUAUGAUGUUAUUUAAUAUUAAACCUCUAAAUCAAAUAUAUUGCUGUAAUGUAUGUGUGUCUAAAUAUGACGACUUCCCCAAGGUGAAGAUGUAACAUUAAUGAAAAUAAAUACAAAUUAACUGCU
Molecule: messenger RNA, 2113 nt
Organism: Bombina bombina (fire-bellied toad)
Lineage: Eukaryota; Metazoa; Chordata; Amphibia; Anura; Bombinatoridae
Gene: HSPBAP1
Product: HSPB1 associated protein 1
Exons: 8
Coding region: 33-1415 (460 amino acids)
Molecular function (GO): 2-oxoglutarate-dependent dioxygenase activity
Source: RefSeq, a predicted model, not a curated record